Messenger RNA from Perognathus longimembris pacificus (Pacific pocket mouse), 2835 nucleotides. RefSeq names its product family with sequence similarity 234 member A (gene Fam234a). The coding region runs from base 354 to 2012 and encodes 552 amino acids. Gene Ontology annotation, molecular function: protein binding. The transcript has 13 exons. Lineage: Eukaryota; Metazoa; Chordata; Mammalia; Rodentia; Heteromyidae. The record is from RefSeq and is a predicted model, not a curated record.
GGGGCUCGGCUAAGAUGGGAGGGGGGCAUGGCCUGUAGUGUAUACUGCCGCGCCAUUGCCGAAUCUGCUCUCCAGGUCUCCAGGCCUUGGAUCGCUGGCCCCAGGGGCCGCAGCUGAGCCAGCUUCUGUAGUUGACCAUUUGAUGAGGAGCCCCGAAAGUGCUGCACCCCCACCUGUCUCGCAGACGCGUGAGAGCCCGUCCGGAGCCGGCUGAGAUUCACCUGGGCUUAUGAAGACACAGAUCCCUUGUCCAUGCCUAGUGACCAGUUGUGCCAGCAGCUGGUCAGGAGCUACUGUUGAACACGCUCUGCAAGUGUCUCCACCAGAAGUGACCAUUAGUUCACCCUUGGAAUAUGCACAGGAUGACAGACAAUAAGGAUUUAGAAGCUGAGAUUCACCCCUUGAAGAAUGAAGGCAGAAAAUCACAAGAAAAUCUGAAAAACCAGUUGAAAAAUGAUGAUCAUUUAAAAAGCAAGCCUGUGCAGUCCAGGCUCUCCCGCUGCCGCGCAGUGGCAUUUUUUCUUUCAUUGUUCAUCUGCCUCUUUGUGGUGUUUGUGGUCUCAUUCCUUAUCCCAUGUCCAGACCAACCAGCAACAUGGAGGAUUGAUUACAACGCUGCUGUCCUCUACGACUUUCUGACCAUGGAGGACAUAAACAGGGACAAGAUUCAAGAUGUUCUCUUUCUUUAUAAAAACACCAACAGCAGUAACAAUUUCACCAGAUCCUGUGCUGAUGAAGGCUUUUCUACCCCCUGUGCCUUUGUGGCUGCUGUGUCAGGGGCCAAUGGCAGGAUGCUCUGGGAGAAGCCUGUGGCCCAAGAUGUGGUCCUUGUGGAGUGUACUGUGUUGCAAUCAUCAGACAAUGAGGCAUCUUCCACCUGCAUCUUUGUGGGAAGACUUGGUUCUCUUGUUGCAAUUGACCUAUUCACAGGGGACAUCCUGUGGAGCCACCCCAGCAACCUCAGCGAGAACACCUCUGUCCUGAGCCCUCUGCUCCAGGUGCCUGACGUUGAUGGCGAUGGCACUCCAGACCUACUGCUCCUCACAGAGGAGGGAAAGAAGGUCAGUGGGGACAUCUAUUCACGCAACACCGGGCACCAGAUUGGCCACCGAGGUGCUCUUGGUGUGGAUGGAGACCACAGUGCCCUUCUCCACAUCACCUGGACAGGUGCCCACUACAUCCUCCUGCCCUGCGUGAAUUCUCUCUGUGGCUGCUCUGUGAAGGGUCUUUAUGAGAAGCUGACUGGGAGAGAUGGCCCGUUUAAGAAUGACCCCCUCUGGGAGAACAUGCUCAAUGCCUCUACCCACAGGAGGCUUCUGCCCAGCUCUGGAGAAGUCCGCUACCUGAUGAACAUCCGAGGGAAAGCUGGUCAGGAUGUGCUCCUUGUGAACUCCGAGGCCUGUGUUCUGCUGGAUGGGCAAGAAUUGACCCCCAGGUGGACCCUCAGCUCAGCCCAGGUCCUGAGAAAGCCCAUCCUCGGCCACUACAAACCAGACACCUUAGCCGUGGUCAUUGAAAACGGAACCAGCAUCGAUAGACAGAUGCUGUUUUUGGACCUCAGCACUGGGACUGUCCUAUGGAGCCAGGCUCUCCCAAGCUUCCCUGGGGUCCCGCCAUCUGCCAGCCUCCCAACCACAGACCACCGCUCAGCCUUCUUCUUCUGGGGCCUCCAUGAGCUGAUUGGCACCAGUGUAAUGGAGCCCAGAGACACUCGGCACAGCUUGUACAUGUUCCACCCGACCCUGCCCAGUAUCCUGCUGGAGCUGGCCAAUGUGUCUACCAACAUUGUUGCCUUUGAUGUGGUCCUGUUUGAACCGAAUCGCCAUGCUGCCUAUGUGCUCCUGACAGGCCCUGCAAGCUCAGAUGAGCCGGGCCUGGUCUCCGUGACCAAGCACAAGGUUCGAGACCUUGUCCCCAGCAGCAGAGUGGUCCGCCUGGGCAAGGGCGGGUCAGACAGUGACCAGACCAUCAAGGACCACUUCUCCAGGCUGCGAUACCAAAGUGUGGCCUAGGUGGUGUCAGCUGGAGCACAGGGAAAUUGUCCAAUUUUCCUGCAGUUGCUCUGCUGACCCCUCACUCCUGAUACUCGUGACAGUGUUUUCUGGGGAGCUGUGGCCUUAUUAGCUGUAUUCAGGGAUAGGUGGGGGGUACCCCAGGCCUCCUGCCCAGUGCACCCUGACCUCCCUACAGUCUUGCCAGUAGCCAUGUGUCUUGUCAAGGCCAAACUGCCUCCCUGUCUUCUCCCUGGAUCACUAGGACAGAACUCAUUCUCUGUGCCCUCCUUACCACUAGCCUCUCACCUCACUGGAGAAGCCACUGCUGUAGGACAUGCUGCUUCCCCAGGCCUCAGCACGGAUUCCCUUCCUCCUAUUCCGGCUUAGUUUUCUUAGCUGCACCAUCCCCACACCCAAUCUCAAAGCUCCAGGGGUGGAGGGCCCUGGAGACAUCCUGAGAACAGCAGCAGGAAAGAGAGGCUGUGCAGCCCUUCCCAGAGCAGGGGGAAGGUGUUGGGUGUGGAGGGAAAAGAAUGAUUGCAGCAAUUACCUCUGACAGGUGGGCAGGGGCCUGCACUGGAGUGCACACAUGCCAUUAGGGGGACCACUGUGCCCUGGGGAUAGUGGGCACUUCCCUACUCCACUCCUAGUGCUCACCUGAUGCAGGACCCACUUCUGUGCCUUGUUGCUACUGAGGCCCAAGGGCACCUGUGUACCCUAUGCAGAGCAGACCCCCCCCCCGACCAGAGCCCAAGCUUUGUAGCCAAAGUUGUCCCAUGACUCUAGCCACCACAGAAAACAGCAGAAUAAAUGAUUUGCACUGUCUGAAAAGCCUCAGUAA